UGAAUAAAACCCACAAAAUCCAAUCCAGUAGCCUAGUUUUCCUGUUAACCUCCUAUCAAAAAGUACAGGGUGCAUUUCGGGUCUUUCCUAUGUAUGCUUAGCUUACCUUAGAUUACCUCUCGACGGACAACGGACGAAACAGAUCCAGAUGCGUAAAUGGAGGCGGGGAUUUUAAGAGAGUGCCUGGCAACCCCCAGCACACAAUAAACCACCGAGUCUUUUGGAGGAGACGUGGAAGAAAUGUUUUUUGCUGGCUGGUAAAGUAUAGCAUUUGAACAACUAUAAUGAUAUGUCUUCGUAAUUCGUAAAUGAGGGUGUAUGUAAUCGGAAGAGAACACAUUUAUUACAAAAUCUUGCCAGCUAGCUAGUCGACUAAGAAAUUUACGGUUAUAGGCAAACGCAAUCUCACUCGCGUCUUUUCGUGUAACUUAGUUGGCUGCCGGUUAGCAAGCUAGUUGGCCAUAUUUUAAUGAAUCACUCUAUGAAGCUACACAACAAAUCAGCAACUUAUGCUGGCCUGUCUCUUCCCCUUUCUUCUUACUUAUUUGCUCUUCAGGAAAAUAUGACUUAAAACUUACCCCUGUGGGGCCCUGUAUGGAUUUGUGCUGGCUACAGCAAGCUAUAAACUAAAAUAUAUUGAGCAACUUGACCUGUUCUUUAACUGCUGACUAGUGGCUUAUUAUCAGAGAUGUUGAGCGUGUGUGUGGAUUAUGAGAGUUCCCUGUGGGCCUUUUGAAAAAAACGGGGAGGUAGGACUAGUAAGGGUUGCUGCUGGGUCCUUUUAUGAUAAAAGUAGAUCACCAUCUGUGUAUAAGACAAAACCCUGGACUACUACAGCUGCCUUUAUGCAAGCUGACAUGGUGCCCAAGAGUCCUGACUCAGAAGCCAUGCGAGUGAUGCACAUGGCAGUAGUGCCCACUAAAGAUCCAAGCAGCAGCAGCAGCAGGAGGAUUGGAGAGAGGGAGGUGGAGGUUUUGGAACCGGGGGCCAGCGAGCACUCCGUGGAGCACAUCCCAAGGCGCUUGUGGAUCAUGCAUGGAGCAGUCAUGUUUGGCCGUGAGUUUUGCUAUGCCAUGGAAACAGCACUGGUCACACCGGUGCUACUCCAGAUAGGUCUUCCAGAACAAUACUACAGUCUUACGUGGUUCCUUAGUCCCAUUUUGGGUUUAACCUUCACCCCUCUGAUUGGCUCAGCCAGUGACCGCUGCACCCUUAAAUGGGGCCGGAGGAGGCCCUUCAUUUUGGCCCUCUGCUUAGGAACAUUAAUAGGAUUGGCACUGUUUCUUAAUGGAUCGCUAAUGGGCUUGGCUGCAGGGGAUGUUCCUGGUAACCAGCCCAUUGGGAUAGUUCUGACUGUGUUGGGUGUUGUGGUCCUGGACUUUUGUGCCGAUGCUUCUGAAGGCCCCAUCAGGGCCUACCUGCUGGACGUAGCUGAUACGGAAGAACAGGACAUGGCUCUCAAUAUCCAUGCCUUCUCAGCAGGGUUGGGGGGAGCUGUGGGCUACAUGCUUGGAGGCCUAGACUGGACCAACACCCCCUUAGGACACGCCUUCAAGGCCCAAGAGCAGGUUCUCUUCUUCUUUGCAGCCAUCGUCUUUGUAAUUUCAGUCAUGCUUCACCUUUUUAGUAUUAAGGAGCAUCCAUACAACCCCCACUGUCAAGAGGAAGUAGCUGGGGCUGAGGAUGCAGACAGCACGUUGUCUGUUCGUCUUAACGGAACCCUUCCUGGCACUGACCUAACACCUCAACUGGACUUUAUCGGUGAAGAGGGUCCCUUUGAAACAUAUGCGGACAAUCAGUCUGAAGUUGAACUACAACUGGACUUCCUAAAUGUGCGGAGUAAAAGUGACUCCGCUCUUGAAGUAGCAGACACUACCAUUGAAAUCGAUCCAGACCUUCUCAGCGACGUAGAUCCGACAUUGUUCCAGGACUUGAAAGGCUACCAGGGAGUUGAAAUGCCGUUUGAACAUUGCCAUAAUGGCAACUGCCAGACCAGCCAGUGCUCUUUCCACCACCAGAUGGGUCCUAGCAGGGAAGAAGGUCCCUUUUCAUCUACCAAAGCCAUAAACGGUGACCCUGCCGGAGCCGGCAGCCCAACCACUGCCGCUGUUAGCCAGCAAAGCCGAGCAGCCGGGCGCCAGCCCAACGCUGGCACAGCGCUGCGCUGCCGACACCCCACUUUCUACCGGCAGCCUUCCUUUACCUUUUCCUACCACGGCCGUGUCGGUUUCCAUAAGCGUCCUCGCCACCCUGACGUGGAUCCUCCCAUCAAGUCGUCCCGGAGCCUGAACGACAUUGACGUCCUGGCAAGGUUGCAGGCGCGGCGGCGGCUGUGGCAACGUGGCGGAGUGUUGCCCGGGCCCGACGAGGAUGAUGGUAGGAGCGAGGAGGGGGAAGGCGGCACCACUGUGAAGCUUCUCUGGCUGUCCAUGCUGAAGAUGCCCCCGCAGCUCUGGAGACUGUGUUUGUGCCACCUCCUCACGUGGUUCUCCAUCAUCUCACAGGUUGUGUUCUACACUGACUUCAUAGGGCAAGUAAUCUACGAAGGAGACCCAACGGCUCCUGUGAACUCAACUGCUCUUCAGAAGUACCAUAAGGGAGUGCAGAUGGGCUGCUGGGGGCUCGUCAUCUAUGCUGCCACUGCUGCCAUCUGCUCAGCUGUGCUUCAGAAGUACCUUGAAAACUAUGACCUGAGCAUUAAAGUCAUCUACAUGCUGGGAACUCUAGGCUUUGCUGUGGGCACAGCCAUAAUGGCCAUCCUCCCCAAUGUCUAUGUUGCCAUGGUAAUGAUAGGCACUAUGGGAAUCAUCUCUUUGAGUAUAUCCUACUGUCCCUAUGCACUGCUGGGUCAGUACCACGAAAUCAAAGAGUACAUUCACCACAGUCCUGGUAACACUCGAAGAGGCUUUGGUAUUGACUGUGCCAUCCUAUCCUGCCAAGUUUACAUUUCACAGAUUUUGGUGGCAUCGGCUCUCGGAGCCGCUGUGGAAGUCAUGGGCACGGUGAGGGUGAUCCCAGUGGUGGCUUCUGGGGGUUCCUUCCUUGGUUUCUUUGCUGCUGCCUUCCUUGUCAUUUAUCCCAACACCCCUGAGGAUGAGGAAGAUGAAGAAGAACAAACUCCAAGUACAGCACAAUGAAAUGCAAAAUAAAAAAAGGAGCGAUGCAUAAUCUCCAUAUUAUUGGCUAAACCGUAAAUUUCACUUUUAAACAAUGAAGACUUGGAAAAUUAAGUGUACUACAAAGUAAACUCCUAAUUGCACUAAGAAGCAGUGAUAGAACUUGCUUCAUGCAUAUAUGUCUAAACCUCUCCAUGAUGUUUCAGCACAUUACUAACAAACCCAUGCACAAGCCUUUGGUACACAUAGUGUAUAUAUGUUUUUAAAAACCUACAGAAAGCUUCCCAUUUUGGGUUACUUGUUACUUCUGGCAUUGUUUGUCAAGUAUGAGUGCCGUAAAACAUUUUGGUUUUCCAUAGGAUUAUAGUAUUAUCUAAGAUUUUGUUUUCAGUGUGGCUUUAAAGCCUCAUGUGCAGUUUACACAUUUUAUAAUGCUGCAUUUAAAAUACUGUGUUUGUAUUAAACUGGGCAUCGGAGGUCCUAGUUUCAUUAGCAACAAAUGUUUUUUUGCAGCAAAAAAGAGUGCCAUCUUACUUUACUGUGUGAAUUUUCACAUGCACGUUCAAAUAUUGUCUUUCCAAUAUGCUGGAUUGCUAUUAGUUCUUGAACCAGGCACACUGGGGGGACUGUUUUGAGCUGCUGUAGCAGUGCACAACAUGCAUACUUCUCUAAAAACUUGACUAUGCACAAUGCGAAAAACAAAACUAAAAUCAACUCACUAAGGGAACUGUAACAGUCACCUCCCCCACUGAUUCUGAACAUUCUAGCAUAGUUUUGAUUCCUGUACUUUAUAUACUUGUGGACAAAAUAAAUAAUUGUUUGUGGUAUAUUUAUAUUGGUAUAAAAAUUAAACCAAGAAGGCCUGAAAUAAUCACGGCAAAUGUUUUAAGUACUUUUUCUUCCUCUGUUUUAGUCCCAUGUCCUGUGUUUAACAUGGGCACUUUCUUUUAGUCAAGGAGUGCUGUUUCAGCUCUGUCUGUUCAUGAUGGCUUUAUGCAAGCCAGGUAUUUAUAGCAGCUGUUGUAAGACCAGCUUUGUUUGUAUCUUCUAUACUGGUUAAAUGUAGUGUUUUUAGUGGCGGAAGCUGUUCUCGGAUCAGUCGCUUAUGAGCCGGGCUCUGGACAUGUGACGUUUCAGUGUGGCAUGCAGCCGACUUGCAAGUGGCCCAGUUUGCCCUGCAUGACUUGAUAUAAACCAUUGUAGUGUCACUGGUGUUUUUCCUUUUUUGGAGACUAAAUUCUACCAGCUGCACUUUGAUAUAUUUGUCAAAUUAUUUUAAAGGCUGUACUUUGUUCUAACAUUCCUGGAAAUAUGGCACUGAAUUACUUCUUUUGCCCAACAAAGCAAAUGUACAAUGACUUUCUUUUGCCUUUUUUUAUUGAGACUCAUAUUGUUCUUUUAUGUGUGGAAAUGUGUGCUGCUGUGGAGGUGACGGGCUGGUUUACACUUUAAAAUGUUAUAUUUUGAUUAUUUGUGCAAUGUUGAAUACAAAACGGUUUAAUUCAAAACUAGGAGGUUGCAUGUUUUUUUUUAACCAAAAGAAGGAAAUGUAUCACUGAUUUUUCAUUUGUUUAUUUUUUAAACAAAUAUUUUUGUAUUAAAGGAUUUAACUGGAAAGGGUCA
Electrophorus electricus (electric eel) is the source of this 4739-nucleotide messenger RNA. RefSeq names its product solute carrier family 45 member 4b (gene slc45a4b). Lineage: Eukaryota; Metazoa; Chordata; Actinopteri; Gymnotiformes; Gymnotidae. Gene Ontology annotation, molecular function: sucrose:proton symporter activity. Gene Ontology annotation, cellular component: membrane. Gene Ontology annotation, biological process: transmembrane transport. The record is from RefSeq and is a predicted model, not a curated record.